UUAAGUCCUUGGCUUUCUGCCCGCCCCUUUUCCAAAUAAGAAGGCUGGAGCUGCUCUGAAGUGCACAGGGGUCUUUUGAAUUGCAGUAGGGUUCAGAAAUCCUCGCUCCUGUCCUUACUCUGUUUUCAAGGCUAACGGGAAAGGGUAAGGAUGGUGGAGGCUUUCUGUGCUACCUGGAAGCUAACGGACAGUCAGAACUUUGAUGAGUACAUGAAGGCUCUAGGUGUGGGCUUUGCCACCAGGCAGGUGGGAAAUGUGACUAAACCGACAGUGAUCGUCAGUCAGGAGGGGGAGAAAGUGGUGAUCAGGACUCAGAGCACAUUCAAGAACACGGAGAUUAGUUUCCGUCUGGGAGAAGAAUUUGAUGAAACCACUGCAGAUGACAGAAGCUGUAAGUCUGUUAUUAGCCUAGAUGGAGACAAACUCGUUCAUGUACAGAAAUGGGAUGGCAAAGAAACAACUUUUGUAAGAGAAAUCAAGGAUGGCAAAAUGAUCAUGACUCUUACCUUUGGUGAUGUAGUUGCUGUUCGCCUCUAUGAGAAGGCGUAGAAACGGUCUUGAUCCGGGCCCGGAAACACCGUCCAGUUUUUCUGUGACUCAAGACUUGGCACUAUCCUGCUACGACAGCACAGCUGACCACUAAUUAGAGGGUUACCCUUGGUGUGGAGGUAGACCAUGGUGGUUCAAACACUUGUUCCUUUAAGCAACUAGUUCAGUUUGAUCUACGAAUUUAUCAUGGUGUAUAGUUUGCAUUAAGAAUUUAAGUCACAUCUUUAAAAUAAAAAAAGGAAUACAUUUAAUAAUUUCCAUUAGAAUGUAAAUCGAAUUGGAAUAAAAAUCUAAUAGUACCCCUGA
This is a messenger RNA of Artibeus jamaicensis (Jamaican fruit-eating bat), 855 nucleotides long. It is a transcript of the gene FABP7, whose product is annotated as fatty acid binding protein 7. Lineage: Eukaryota; Metazoa; Chordata; Mammalia; Chiroptera; Phyllostomidae. The record is from RefSeq and is a predicted model, not a curated record. Gene Ontology annotation, biological process: fatty acid transport. The transcript is spliced from 4 exons. Gene Ontology annotation, molecular function: fatty acid binding. Gene Ontology annotation, cellular component: cytosol; nucleus. Bases 151 to 549 code for a protein of 132 amino acids.